AUGUCAUGGACAAGAAGUAGUGUCAGUGGCAAGGUAGCACCUGCAAGGUGUGCACAUUCUUCAGCCUAUUGUUCAAAGACAAAUAGUGUCUAUAUCUUUGGUGGAUGGGAUGGAAAGAAUGUACAAGGUGAUUUGUCUCAAUUUCAUGUUGAAACAUCAUCAUGGUUAUUUCCUUUAACUCAUGGAAAGAAACCAACAAGUAGAGCAGGUCAUUCAGGUGUAGCAUUGAAUUCACAUACUAUAUUGGUGUUUGGAGGUAUAGAGGGAGAGUUUUAUACAUCUGAUGUCUAUCUAUUGGAUGUUGAUACGAUGGAGUGGAAGGAGAUGAAGACUAGCGGCAAUGUACCAAUGCCAAGAUCACGACACUCUGCUACAGUGGUAGGAUCAAAUGUAUAUAUUUAUGGAGGUAGUGAUAAUCACAUGACCUUUAAUUCACUCUAUUGCUUGGAUACGUUGACCAUGAAGUGGUCAAUUCCUAAUUGCACAGGAUCACCACCAGCUUCUUGGGGACACGGUGCCAUCUACUAUGCAGCAGGCAACAGCAUCUACUUUUACGGUGGCAAUAGUGCCAGUCCCCUCAACUCGGGUGAUCCCACUUACAACGGACUCUCCAUCUUGGACUUGACCACUCUUACUUGGCGUCUAAACGUAGAGUCACCCGAAGAAGAGGACAAGAAGCUGCCCAGUCGUGCCGGCCAUACCUUUACACCAUUCAACAACAAAUUUGUAGUGUUUGGAGGUGUUGGAGAUGGUGGCAAGAUCCUCAAUGACACCUUUGUAUUGGAUCCCGUCACACUCGUGUGGAGACAGUUUACAGCCGAUAACACCCCAACCUUUAGAUGCUCCCACACCGCCGAGAUUGUCAGUCACCAAAUAUUCAUGUUUGGUGGUAGUGACGGUCACCGUUACUUUAAAGAUAUUGCCAUUCUAGAUGCUGAAAAGGUUAUGACCAAAAUAGAUCAAGCUCCAAAGAAAAAAAGAAUUAGAUUAAGACCAUUUAAAAAUGUUCCAACAACUGAUCAAGUAAAUACAGAAAAUGGAAAUGAACCAAUUAUAUCAUCAUCUCAACCAAAACAACAACAACAACAACAAACAUUGGAUGGUGCAGAUAAACCUAAACCAGUUGUAGUAGUACCAGUAUCACAACCAAAACAACAACAACCUCAACAAAAGGAAGUUGAAACCAUGGUUAAACCACCUCCACCAAUCCCACCAAAUCCACCAAAACCAGCAGCAACUAGUAAAUCAAAUGAAGUUCAACAUCAACAAAUUAAAUCACAACUACAACAACAACAACCAAAACAAUUAUUACCACAACCAAAACAAUCAACGACUGCAACAAUACCAAAUCCAAUCAUACCAACCAUUAGUUUUUCACAACAACAACAAUCAUUUACAUCUGCAUCAUCUCAAUUACCACCAAUACCUCCAUUACCAAUGAUGAAUGGUAGUAUUAGUAUUAAACAAGAUUUAACAAUUAAUUUAAAUAAUCGUAGUGGUGCAGCAACUCCAGCUACUACAGCAGCCAACAUUAAAUUCAAAGGAAUCAUUGAAUGGUUAUCAAAGUUAAAUCUAUCAAAAUACGAAGACAACUUUAUUAGAAAUGAAAUUACAGUGGAUAUUUUGGAUUACGUAACGGAACAACAUUUAAUUGAAGAUUUGGAAAUCCCUACACUUGGAGCAAGACUAAAAAUAUUAAAUGCAAUUCAAUUGGAAAAAGACGCAAAGAAUGAAAUCCAAAACAAAAACAAACGUACAGAAAAGAGUGAAAAGGAAUUAUUAAAAGAAGCAAUUGAACAACUUCGUACAACUAGUGAUUCUAUAUUAUCAGUCAUUCAAUCAAUACCACAACCAAAUAAUAAUAAUAAUAAUAAUAAUAAUAAUGGAAAUAAUCAUCAUAAUGGAAAUCAUAAUAAUAAUAAUCAUCAUCAUAAUCACCAUCAUGGAAAUUCAUACAAGUCACCUGGUGCAUUAAAAGGUUUAUCAAAAUAA
Molecule: messenger RNA, 1992 nt
Organism: Cavenderia fasciculata
Lineage: Eukaryota; Evosea; Eumycetozoa; Acytosteliales; Cavenderiaceae
Exons: 2
Coding region: 1-1992 (663 amino acids)
Molecular function (GO): protein binding
Source: RefSeq, a predicted model, not a curated record